AUGUCAAAACUUUUAUCCAGACUAGGCACGAAAAAGCAAGUAUACUCCUAUGAUAUCACAAUACACAGCCUUCAGCUUGCUUUAAGUCUGCCAGUCAGAAUCAACAUAAUUUGAAAAAGAAGUAAUUCUUAGCAAGGAAAAAAACGAAUUGAAACUCGCUAUAAACAUCCCCUCUCCCCAUCUGCAGGAAGUGUCGAAAUUAACGAAACUUUAACAAUGAUAAAUACUCUUUAUCAAGAAAAAAGUGGGAAAUUCAAUAGAAAAAAAGCUAUUUUGACGGUGCAAGCGAUAAUUGAUGAAAGAGGAGCAAAAAAGAUAGGAAGUCUGACGUUAAAUAUUUCUGAAUAUCAAGCUCAUCAGCUGAAUAUGCAGUAUUUUUCGCUUGAGUCUUGCCCUGAUAAGACUGCCAAAAUUUGUAUUUCUAUUAGAGCACAGCCGCUUGGGGAAGCUGUGGCUACAGAUACAGUUAGUGAAGCUUCUGGGGUGUCAGGGAUAAGCAUGGGGACUGAAGGAGACUAUAAAGGGCCUUUAUUUUUAGAUCAAGAUGCUUUAAUUGAUCAAGAAGAAGCACUUGCUCCAAAAAUUAUACAGGGAAGUCAAAAUAAGCCGCCGAUACUUAAACCUCCUCCAAUGAAGAUGCCUGAAAGCAACUUUACAAUGAAAAAAUCUAACGAAAAUGAUGAGGAAUCUAAAAGAUUAUGCCUAUUGGAAUGAUCUAAAGCACUAAUAUAGACUAGCAUCAAAAGAAUUGAUUGCCAUCUAUUCCAAAUUAUUUCCAAAAAAUUAAAAAUAAACCUGAUAACCUAUUUUUAUUAAUAUUAUGAUAUUUAAACAUCUAUUAGGUAUACUUGAUAUCAGAGCUAAAAUCUCUAUUUUAGAAAAAGAAAAUACCCAGCUUAGAAGUGAAAAAGAAGACUUAAAAGUCCAACUCGGAGUCGCAUUAGAAAAAUCAAAUAAAGAAAGAGAAAAUAAUUUUGAACUAAUAAAAAAGCUUGAUGGAGAGUUGCAAGAAACUAAGAAAAAAUGAGAAAAAUCAAGCAAAAAAAUAUCAAAAAGAGAAGAAAAAAUUUCAAAAUUAAAAUUGGUUAACGAAAGGCUACUAGAAGAUUUAAAAGAAACAGAGAAAACUGUAAACGAAGGAACAUUGGAUAAGGAAAGACUCAGAAAUGAUAAUUGGAAAUUAAGAGAAAGCUUAAGAGAAACAAUUGAUAAAUCAAAUAAGCUUCAAAAGCAGCUAGAGGUAGCUAAUGAUGAAAAUAUUAUACUAAAAGCAAACCUUGAGAAUAUUCAGCAGCAAAAUAUAAAUUUACAGACAAAUUUCGAAAACUUCCGAAAAAUUUCUGCAGAAAACGGUGACUCUUCAAUUGGAGCAGUGCCAGCUUCAUAUAAAAGAAAUUCUGAAAACUACACAAAAACUUUAAAAAUGCAGCUUGAAACAGCUAACCGUGAAAGAGAAGAAGCUUUAUCCCAACAAACAGAGCUUACACUCCAAAUCCAAAGAUAUAAAACCGAAAAAAUGAAAAUUGAAGAAAAAUAUACAGUCUCUCAUUAUUUUCUUAUUAAUAAAAAUUAUUUUAUUUAAUAAAUUAAAUUACUGAGCUCAAUAAAGUACAGAAUACAAAGACGAACUCGAAAAAAUUGAAAAAGAAAUUGAAAAACUUAGAGAAGAAAAUUACGAAUUAAAACAAAAAAAUGACCAAGAGUCGCUAGACAGAAAAAUAAAUGAAAGAAAAACACUUAUCCAAAAUGAAGACACUGAUCUUAAGCUGAGAAGACUCACACAAAAUUUCCAAGAAAUUAAAAAUAAAAAAGAAGAGCUAGAGCAGACUGUUGCAGACUAUGAAGUAAAAUUAAACCAAAGAAAUACUGAAUACCAAAGUGGGUAUUUAGAUUUGCAAUAUAUAAAAGAACAAUUAGAAAAUAAAGAAAAAGACAUUAAAAGGCUGAAAAAUGAACUGAGAGAAAAAGAAAAAGAAAUUGGGGAGAUUUAUUCGUCAAAAGAAAUACUAGAUAAUGAAAACUGUGUGCUAAGAGAACAGAUAAAAAAACUAACAGAAACAGAAUUUUCAGACCCAGCCACUUUUAUAAUGCAAGAACAAAUCCAUGAGCUGGAAAAUAGAGUGACUACACAAGAAUUCGCAUUUAAUCAAGAAAAAGCUUAUCUUAAAGAACAAAUUGAUAUACUAGAAAAACAAUUAGAAAUUAUGGAAGAAGCCAAACAAAAAGACUCAAAAAAUUUUGAAGACCAAAUUGGAAAAAUCUUAGUCCAAAAUAGGCUGUUAAAACAGCAAAUAGAAGACUCAAAAAUUAAUUCUUUAUCAGAAGAAAAAGCAAAAAAUUUCACAAUGGUCAAACUUAUAGAAGAAAAUUAUUCCCAAAAUAUCCAAAUGUACCAGCUUGAAAACAAUGACUUAAAAGCUAGACUAAAAAAGCUAGAAGAAGACUACAAAAUAAUAGAAAAAAAAUAUUUAGACUUAAAGUUCAGUAUAGCUAACUCUGAAAUGGCAAAAGAAAAUCUUGAAAAAAAGUAUAAAGAAGCCCAAGAACAGAUGAGGGACUAUUCAGCACAAUUUACCGCAAUGGAAGUCGAACUUUAUAAAGUCAAUGAGCGCUUUGGAGAAACUUUAAAUAUGAAUAACGAGCUGGAAGGAAAAAUCCACAAAUUAAAGCAAAAAUUGAAGGCAGUCAAAAAUUAA
Molecule: messenger RNA, 2696 nt
Organism: Blepharisma stoltei
Lineage: Eukaryota; Ciliophora; Heterotrichea; Heterotrichida; Blepharismidae
Source: the annotation of a GenBank genome assembly